This is a messenger RNA of Diplodia corticola, 1536 nucleotides long. RefSeq names its product mfs sugar transporter. The record is from RefSeq and is a predicted model, not a curated record. NCBI's taxonomy places the organism in Eukaryota, Fungi, Ascomycota, Dothideomycetes, Botryosphaeriales, Botryosphaeriaceae. The transcript is spliced from 5 exons. Bases 1 to 1536 code for a protein of 511 amino acids. Gene Ontology annotation, cellular component: membrane. Gene Ontology annotation, biological process: carbohydrate transport; transmembrane transport. Gene Ontology annotation, molecular function: carbohydrate:proton symporter activity.
AUGGGCUACACAACGCUUUGGAAGCGCUUGACCCCUGGAAAUUUGAAUAUAUCCAUCCAGAUAUUCUCUCUGAUUAGCAUGUUCUUCGAGGGAUAUGAUCAGGGCGUUAUGGGAGGUGUCAACGCCUCGCCCAGAUAUGUACAAGAAGUGGACAUUGGUCGGCCGAAUGGCGUCAUAACAGACAGGGUUCAUCAAGGAGGCAUUGUUUCGGUGCUCUUCGUUGGAUCCAUCUUUGCUCUCAUUGGAGGCGCCUUGCAGGCUGCCACGCAAUCGAGCGAUUUCAUCCUCGUGGCCCGCGUCGUUACAGGCCUUGGGACCGGGGCCUUGACUGGAAUUACGCCAGUCCUUGUUUCCGAAACGUCUACAGCUUCGCAUCGUGGAAGCUUUCUUGGAUACGUUUUCAUUGCCAAUUAUCUUGGUAUCUCGGUCGCGUAUUGGCUUAAUUUCGGCCUUUCAUUCAUCGACAAUGGAUAUUCGGAUAUCCGGUGGCGCCUUCUGCUCGCCUUUCAAUGCCUCCCGGCACUUCUUUUGCUUGCUGGCGUCAAGAUGCUACCAGAUAGUCCUCGCUACCUCGCAAUUGCCGGAAGGCACGACGAAGCCAGAGAAGUUCUAGAGCAUCUCCGCGGCAGCUACGAUGCAGAAGUGGAAAUGGAAUAUGUCGAGAUUGUUGUUGUUGCGAAGAAAAGCAAGAAGAGCUCGCCACUCCAGUUUGCCAAGAUCCUGGUCGGGAAGGGUGGAAAAACAGGUCAUCAUCUGGGUCGGCGUGCUUGGCUGUGCAUGUUGCUUCAGAUCAUGGCAUCGUGGACUGGAAUAACGGUUGUGACUGCAUACGCACCAGUGCUCCUAUCGCAAGCGGGCUACUCGACACUCAUGCAGAGCGGACUGGCAGGAGGUGUAAACACGGUUGGCAUAGCAGGCACCAUCAUCAGUGCGCAGAUAGUCGAUCGUCUUGGGCGUCGCAUGUGCUUAAUGGGCGGAGCAGCAGGGCUGUUCGCUGUGAAUGUCAUCGCUGGGAGCCUGUACGAGGCAGUGCGGUGGCGGCCGGAGCUGGCGACGCAGCUCGCACCAGCAGCCGUGACAAUGCUGUUCCUCUUUAACAUUUGCUAUGCGGCAACUUGGGGGACAGUGGCAUUCCUGGUUCCCACAGAGAUUUGGUCUUCUGACAUGCGUGCGCAGGGCAAUGGGUUCGGCAUCACCGGGUGGGCAGUCGGGGUUGGGUGGACGGUGCUUGUCAACCCGCUGGUGCUCGCGGCUCUCAAGAACCGAACGUACUUCCUGCUUGCUGGGCUCAACUUGAUAUGGAUCCCAGUCAUAUACCUCUUCUACCCUGAAACAGCCGACAGGUCGCUCGAGUCGAUCGAUGCGCUGUUCUCGAGCUCAAGUCCAUUCAGCUGGAAGAUGGAGCAGGCGUACAGGGAGCACGGCGGCAUUCUUGUGGAAACCGAGACGUCAGUGAGUCUUGACAGGAUCCAAACGGAAGCCGCAACGUCUAAAGCACAGAAGCAUGGUGUCGUUGGAUCGACGGUCAGAGAGUGA